This is a messenger RNA of Aedes albopictus (Asian tiger mosquito), 1506 nucleotides long. Its product is annotated as tyrosine-protein phosphatase 69D-like. Gene Ontology annotation, biological process: protein dephosphorylation. NCBI's taxonomy places the organism in Eukaryota, Metazoa, Arthropoda, Insecta, Diptera, Culicidae. Gene Ontology annotation, molecular function: protein tyrosine phosphatase activity. The record is from RefSeq and is a predicted model, not a curated record.
CUUGGGAACGGACAAGAGCUCCCUUUUUGUUGCCAUGUGCAUACUAGUGAUGCAACUGAAAACUGAGAAACGAAUCGACAUCUGUUCGAUAGUCAGAAAGCUUCGAGCACAACGUAGUCUAAUGAUAGAAACAUAUGCACAAUACGAAUUUCUGCAUAGAGCUAUUGUAAAUUUUGCCGAUUUAUACAAAAUCUCGCUAGGCAUAGCUUCCGACUGUUGAUAAGCUGAAUAAACUAUAGUGAUAGCAAAAUGCUGAGGUAACGCAAAACCCACGCUGAAUAAUACGUAUGUGUAUGUAUGAUGAGUUCUGAAUCGAGUUUGAUUCAGAAACAAAACACACUCACACACCUAACACUAAGCUAGGUCAUCGUGCGUUCCCUUGGGAACCGAUAGACACACAACACUGAACACAAACACACAGAGAAAAAAUGUGCAUGCGAUACUUCCUGGCGAAAGAGCAUAGCAAGCUACUGUGCUAGUACUGCUUCUAUUAUGCUUUAAACUUGUAUGUAAUUUUAGCAGCUUUUUUUUUAAACUAGUAUACAAAAGCAUGAUUUGUGUUAACAACAUUGUAUUCAAUCAAACAAAGCAUACAACAAGCGACGAAUCAAAGGUCAGAGAGCAGAAGAUCGAGAUUAGCGUAGACGUUUUUCCAGUGGAGAUUGUUUAUGAUGCUUCAUUUUUAUACAGCUUAGCAUGGAAAGUGUUCCGCCAGACGCAGGCGGAGCAAAAUCAAGUAUCUUCCUUUUUUAAAGCCAUCCUUAGUUACUAAUCUCGAAAAGUCAUUUCCUAUUUAUAUAGAGGACACACUACAUUAUAAAUAGUCAUCACAUAACUAAUGAAACUCAGAAACACUAGGAAGGAAAAGCAGGUACCUUUUAUAAUAUCCCUGUGCGGAGGAAAGGCGUAGGAAGGAAAUAGUUAGAAAUCCCGAGCAAAACACCCGUGUAGAAAAAAAGAAGACAAUGCGCAAAUAGGAAAACAAAAGACAGUAACAAAGGAGUAAACAGUUGGAAAGAAAUAAAAGAGUGUGUGAUCAAAACAAACAAGUUGUAAGAAGGGUAUAGGUAAAAUACAAAACCAAGUGAAAAGCAGUGCAAGGCGAAACGGAGACGGUUAGUUAUUUUUCAUGUUGAAAAAGAGAGCAAACAACAAAUUCAAUCACGAGAAGGUGAACGAUGACACUAAAAUAAAGCAGACAGUUGCAAAAUAUACCUCUAUCUGUGUGUAAAAGUCAAUAACUAUUAAGGUAUCUGUACCAGUAUGAUAUUUCUAUGAGUAACAAAAUAAAGAAACAGAGAAAACCACACGACUGGAAAUUAUUAUUACAAAGAAAUAAAAAAACGCAAGAAUAGGAGACAGAACAAGUGGACGGAACGAAAAGUCGUGUGUUGACGCUGAAGCCACAAUCUACUACAUUAUAAUGUUUGUAUUUAUCGAAAACUAUCAACAACCACAGAAAUGGCAAGAGAACACGAGAAGUAAAGGUGAAACUUGUGUACGAAG